This is a messenger RNA of Vanrija pseudolonga, 1188 nucleotides long. RefSeq names its product putative D-xylulose reductase A. The coding region runs from base 1 to 1188 and encodes 395 amino acids. NCBI's taxonomy places the organism in Eukaryota, Fungi, Basidiomycota, Tremellomycetes, Trichosporonales, Trichosporonaceae. The record is from RefSeq and is a predicted model, not a curated record. Gene Ontology annotation, molecular function: L-iditol 2-dehydrogenase (NAD+) activity. The transcript has 5 exons. Gene Ontology annotation, biological process: D-sorbitol catabolic process.
AUGACUGCCGCUACGACCUUCACGCCGCGCGACAACCCCGCGUUCAUUCUCCAUGGCAAGCUGCAGACGAGCUACGAGGAGUUGCCCGUUCCAGAGGUCGGGCCGGACGAGGUGCUCGUCGAGGUCAAGCACACUGGCAUCUGUGGCUCGGACGUGCACUUUUACAACUCGGGCAAGCUCGGCCUCGUGUCCUGCAGCUCCGCCAUGUGUCUAGGACACGAGUCAGCCGGCGAGGUAGUCCAGCUGGGCGCCAACCUCGCCGCGAAGGCUGCGUCGGCGGCGCAGGCCAACGGGUCCGCGCCGGCCGGCGCCGCGCCGCUGCAGCUCGGCGACCGCGUCGCGCUCGAGCCGGGCACCACGUGCCGCAUGUGCGAUGACUGCCGGCGGGGGCAGUACCAGAUCUGCGAGCACAUGGAGUUUGCAGCGUACCCUCCGCACCAUGGCACGUUGUGCCGGUACUACAAGCUCCCCUACGACCUCGUGUACCGCCUGCCGGACUCGGUGCCGACCAUCUACGGCGCGAUGAUGGAGCCGCUCAGCGUGGCCGUGCACUCUGUCGCGAACGUUGGCGGGCUGCGGACGAACCAGAACGUGCUGAUCUUUGGCGCUGGGCCCGUCGGGCUGCUGUGCAUGGCUGCUGCGAAGGGGCUGGGCGCGGGACGCAUCAUCGGGGUGGAUAUCAACGAGGAGCGGCUGGCGUUCGCAAAGGGCUACGCCGCGACCGACGUUUACAUCCCGCCCAAGCAGAACGAGGGCGAGUCGCGCCCAGACUACAGCCUGCGCGCGGCGCGCGACCUGCUCGCGUCGCUGCGUAUCCCCGAGCGCGGGCACGGCAGCAUCGACCUGGUAGUCGACGCCACUGGCGCCGAGACGUGCAUCCAGAUCGGGCUGAAUGCUGUUCGGCCGGGCGGGACGUUCGUGCAGACCGGCUUUGGUAACCCCGACGUCACGAUCCCCAUGUUCCGCACCGUCACCAACGAGAUCGUGCUCAAGGGCUCGUGGCGGUACGGCUCGGGCGACUACCCCCUGUCGAUUGACCUCGUUGCGCGUGGGCUUGUCGACCUCAAGCCCCUCCUCACGCACACGUUUACGUUCGAAAACGCGCUCGAGGCGUUCGAGCUCACGCGCGCCGGAAAGGACAAGGACGGCAAGCCCGUAAUCAAGUGUGUCAUCCACGGCCCCGAGUAG